UUUUAACAAAGAGAAUGUACAAAAACAUAUUUUUUCCGGUUAUUUCAAAGAUAUGUGACAUAUUUUAUGCAAAGUGUACUGUGUCUUCAUGGAGUUGAAUGUUUAUGGUGAUACAGCUACGAAUUCAUGUGACGUAAUCAUUUGUGACUUUGUUUAUGUUAUCACACCUGAGUGCUCACAACAGUUUCCGGAUGCUGAGACUGGAGAUAAAGUGACAAAGAACCUAAUUGUUAUUACCAUUCAAUUCGUUCUAAAGGUACUUAUGAAAUGAGAUCAUAUUCUGAAAGUGUCGGCUGGACUUGACUUGACAGCGUAACAUGUAAAGUUGUUACCCUGGGGCAACAUUCAAGCUGCAUGUUUGAUGUUCAGCAACAUUUCCUGCUCGCUAUUAGCACAGACAAAAGUGGUAACAUUUGGUUAAAGCGAAAAUACAUUUGAUGCACUCGUCAAACACAGUGCAACAUUGAUAUAAAGUAUGAAUGGAAAUAAGGAUAUAAUUGGAUUACUGCUGAUGUAGGAGCAAAGAAAGAACAUUGGAUUACACAAAGUCUUGUUCUGCCUUGUCUGACAUGAAUAACUUAAAAGGAAAUACAUUCGCUGCAGAGAAAGAAAAUGUAUGUGAACUAAGAAUCAUUAUUUUAUCAGCUUAGUUUCGAACGUUUGAUAAGCUAAAGUAUGCCAAGUGCGGCUUUAACAAGCACACAAUCAGCGCAGGUUGUGGCCUCUAAAAAUGUUCAGAAGUCGCAGGCUCCAUCCCCUCCAAGGGUGUCAGGACAGGGAUCUUCAGGGGAGACAAGUGCGGGGAGUAUGGGAAGCUUCCCUGAUGUUACUGCAGGGAUUGCGGAUAUUUACAACCCUGGUGUAAACGAUGGGACCACAUUGCCGGACAGUGACCAACAGUCUGUGAUACCGGAUUAUCCAAUGGAUUCUUUACCAAGGCAUUCAAAUACUAGUACUCAGUCUUUACCUAACUCUGGAACCCCUGGGGACCCAAGGUCAGGGUCUACUAAUCUAAGGUCAAUUCAGAAUGCCAAUCAAGGGUCAAGGCCACAUCAAAGACCGGUUGAACAUUCCAAUCAAGCAGUUGUGCCCCAUAUAGGUCUUUCAUCGAGUACUGGAAGCAUUCCAAAUCCUUCCGUUCCAGUCUCAUCAGCUGUGAUAUCACAUGUUCCAGCUCAGCUGCCAUCUCAUUCCAUCCAAGCCACACAACCAGAUGUGUCUCAUUCAAAUGUAAGCGUCAAUGUUAGCCAUUUAGGACCUGUAAGUGUAAGUGCUAGCGACGCAAGACAAAUUCGAACUCAGGACCUAAAUGUCGGUGUGGUAACUCGUUUAGACCAUCAUAGACAGUCUGGCCAAAUGUUGCCUGAUGUAGUUGCCCAUUCUCAGCCACCAAAUCGUCAAUCGUCUUCUCAAAGACCUCAGACAUUGCCAUUAGCAGAUCCACGUCAUUCGUCAAGUCGAGACCAAAGAAGGCCAGUUGAUCCGUAUUCCCGUCAUCGGCAUCGACGUGAUCACCGUCAUCGCUCCCACCAUCGCCAGUCAAAUAGACAUCCAAACACAGGAACGGAGGAACCUUGUAAAGAAUCAUGUCUCCAGUGCCUUGCAGUAGGCUUUUCGUUUCGAUGGAUACUUGUGGUGCUGUCGUUGCUAGGGGUUUGCUGCGUGGUAACAGGAAUUGUUCUGGCAGCUUUACAUGCAGCAGGGAAUUCCUUCCUCUUCCUGGCAAUUAUGUUUAUUGGUCUGGGCGUCCUGCUGGUGGUGGUAGUUGGGGUUGGCUGGAAAUGUACACCUCGAGGUCACGAGCCCCUUCAUGCACUGUUCAGUAUUGGGGAGUUCCGAAACCGGCGUAGCAGCAGGCGUCGCGGUGAGAGACGAAAUCGACGUUGGCAUGAAGGUUCCAUGCAUCGUGAGUUUCGGUAUCGACCCCCACCGCCCACAUACAAUGCCUCAAUGGUUGAGUAUCAGCAGCAACAGCAGCAGUUAGCAGCGCAACAGGCACAACAAUCUCCAGACAUUUAUGACCCGGAUAAUGACCCGGAUGAGGACUACAGUCUGCCCAGCUCUCCACCACCUUCUUACAGGUCUCGUGCUAGUACUGUACGAGCCGGUAUUCAGAUAACCUUUCCUCCGAACCAAGGUGGAGACUAUCCCGAUUCUAGGCCUCCCACAUAUCGAUCUCAUCAAGGUCGACACACACGACCUUCACUUUCGCGAGAUGAUGACAGUGAUCAUGAUCAUGACCCCGCCCCUGCUGAUUUCGCUUUCACUGGUUCCUCGGUCAUUGUUGAUACAAAUACCUCACAAAAUUCAACCAGCAUUCAAAUUUCACCUGCUGUAGCAGCCAAUCAAAAUGUAACAGUUUCCGUAACAACAGUUUCCGUGACAACGAGCCAGCCAACUGUUGCCCUUACCGUGCCCCCUCUUGAAGGUCAUGGUCAUGGUGCUUCCCCAGCUGGACUCCUUGACAAUGUGGUGGACCCUAUAGGAGAAAGAGGGAUCGACAGAGUCGACACUCAGUUAUAAUCAGGGCUUUCAAUUAAUGGAAAAUAAUUUUUAUUGUCAAACAGUAAACUUUUAUGCCUCACGCUUCCAUUUUAAAUGUUUAUUUUUUAGACAAUAUAUUUAUAAAGUGUAAAUUAUAAUUUGUUUUAUUAAAUUAUUUUUUUAUCUUCAGGCUUGUUUAGGCCAAGCCUUACUUGAAUGUUCAUGAUUUAAAUUUUUGCAUUCCAUAUUAUUGGGCACAUAAAGUUUGUUUUAUACAAAAUUACAUAUCAGCUUUAAUUUUUUUUACAUUAGAUAUAUUAUUGAUAAAAAGUAUCUGCUGUCUAAUUGUUUUAAGCCAAUAAGACAAGAAAAAGUACAAUAAACAGAAGCUAGCACUGCUCUUAGCUGCUUGAAAUUUGAUGUUUGUUUUAGUAUAAGCUUCUUAAUUUUUGUAAAUACAAUGUCAUGUAGUUUUACAAAUAUGUGCUGGAGUUUUAUAUAGAUGUUGUUUGCUGGUUCAAUGAAUGUUGUGUUUUAAAAGCAAUACUUGUCUACAAAAUUUUAAAGCAUUUACAUGAUAUGUUGUUCUUAAUAUUGUCAUUUCAUUGUAAAAAAAUGCCAUAAUAUUUGUAAAGUAAAAGGCAGUGGCACCAGCUUAUCAAUGAAGAUAUUAUAUGAUUCAUUUUUUGAAACGAUAUUUCUGAAGUAGAAACGAUGUGGUUUUUUUCGAAAAAUAACAAUUUGAUUGGUCAGUUAAGACAUAUUUGAAAGAUUCGCAGUUUAACCAUCUAUCUUAUUUGUGACUUUGACCUUAUUAUUAACAAAAAAAUCGCUUCAUAUAUUUUUAAAUAGGCUCGAUAUUUUAAUUUCGGCUCGUUCAUAAGAAGGCCUCAGUUUGUAUUAUGAUUACUACAUUAUUUACAUGACAUGCUUUUACUGCACUAAAGUGUACAUAUGUUAUUUAUGUAAAUAAUGCAAGUUUAUAGAUGUGCAAUUUACUUUAUGUGUGUGUUUUGUCUAUUGAAUGUUUUUGCUUAGUUUCCUUUUAGGUUAUAAAAUUGGAUGCAUCGUGCGAUUUGGACCUUCAUGACUUUAACAAAUGAAAUAUUCAUUCUUGAAAUGCAAAAAAUUAAUUCUUUAUAGUGUUACAAUUUCUUCCACGCUUCUUUCUGUAAAGGGAUUGUCAUUGAUUCAUCAUUUUCUUAAUGAUUUAUCACAAUUACUAUACUUAUUUUUUGAUAGCAACCACAGCUUUCUUCCCAACAUUUUUAACUGCAUUCAAAAUGUCCAUUGGAGUAUUAAUAGGUUGAUUGUUUGUGUAUCUUCACUAAGGUACUUUUGUUGUGAUGUCAUGUGUGUGACAUGAACUUUUGAAUACAAAAUGUGCAAUGCAUGGUCUUCCUUGUAAACAUGUAUCUUUCGCAAUUUUAGAGAUACUGUCAUGAAUUUUCAGUAUCACUUACUAAAAUGUCAUUCAACUGAAACAUUCGAUAAAACAAUAUAUGGAAAUGUAUGUCUUAAGGCCCACAAUCGCAUGAUGCGGUUCAAAUAUGUAGUUCAGUCAAUGUUUUUUUUUGUACUUGUUUUUGUUGUUGUUUAUAAAUUAUUCCUUAGAUGUGUACACAUUUGAAUAAGCAGCAUUUUAACAUUAUUCCUAUUUUUGUGAUACAAGCUGUGUAAUAAAGUUUCACUUUUGAUUUAAUAUAUUUGUAAGCUUCUUCAUUAUUUUAUAUUCACCAAAGUACCAGUGGUGAAUUUUUACAAAUACUUAAGUUAAGUAUUAUUUUUAUGUUAUCUUAUCCCCUUAUACAUUGUGGUCUUAUUUCUAUGGUUGCCUUACUUAUAAGCCUGACUAUUUGAAGGUUUGGAAUUGUUUUAACACAAUCAAAUAUAUGAUUUACAUUGUUUCAAUUCUGGUGAAGUGUGAGGUGCCUGAAGCAGGACUAAGUUAUGCAAUAAGUAUUUUUUAUUAUCCUCUGUGGAAGAAUUUGUCAAAUUAUAGGCUAUGGUAUAGUUGUUAAGCCUAUAUUCAUGAACCUUGUAAAAGUCGCAUGAAACUUGGUACCUAUGUCCAUUUUUACAAUUAUACCCACGCGAUGUUAUUUUGCAUGUUUUUCGGAAAAAUAUUUUUUUUAAAGAUAUGUAUUGUGAUGUAUUGAUAAGAGAACCAUUUACCACCAAGGGUUAAGUAUAGCUGGUUGAAAUUAUAUGCUCCUAUCACAUUUUCUUUUUCUAUCAGCAUCAUUUAAUUUGCCUCUUUAAGACUUGCUGUCAUUGGUGUAUGACCUUAAAGUCUCUUCCUUGCUAUGAGUAUUAUUUACUGAUGAAGGCUUUAUGUGGAAAAGUUGAGAGAUAGAUGUAAAGUGUAUGUAAAAUACAAUCAACAUGUUCAUCUUGAUUGUGUGUUUUUUUCACUGAUUUAUCGCUAUAGGACUGCUGCCAAUGAUAUUUAUAAAAACGAAACAAAAAGAUCUGACAUUUCCUUGUCUGCCUGACUUAUCUCACUGUCUCAUACGUUUUAGUAUCUCUGUUUACAGUUGCGUUUAGAUAUCAUUUAUUUUAAGUCUUGUAUGUUUUACUUUGCUUUCUGUACCUUUUUCCGUUGAGUUUGUACACUGUGUUGUCAUGUAUUGUAUGUACUGGUAGAUAGUGCUGUAUCUAUAUAAAUUUGUUCUUACAUACAUUUACUUCGUAACCUUUCGGCUUUUAUACUUAAAUGUAGGGAUAGUCUGUGUUUUGUUCAGCUGUUUUGUAAGAAACAGACUUUCAUAUAUAAGAAGUAUUGAAAUUCAACUCAUCGUAAAAAAAAAAUCUUUUUAAUAUUAAGCCAUCAUGGUUAUCAUUGUUUGUAUAACCAUAAUUUCCAUAGACUUUUGCAUUCUUGAAAAUAUUGUGCUUAGAUCUUACACAAGGAGCUUCUAGAAUUAAAAUAUAAGUAUGUUUGAGAGUUAUGUGACCUAACAGUCAUGCAGUUGUGAUUUACAUUUCGAAAUGCCUUUUCUUGAAAAUGUAAGUGGUCGAAAAAAUGUAACAGGAAUAUUUUAGUUAACUGCAUGUUAGAUUUUGAUGAUCCAAAACAAAUAAAAUUUGAAUCAAC
Molecule: messenger RNA, 5581 nt
Organism: Mya arenaria
Lineage: Eukaryota; Metazoa; Mollusca; Bivalvia; Myida; Myidae
Exons: 4
Coding region: 676-2523 (615 amino acids)
Source: RefSeq, a predicted model, not a curated record